Uncinocarpus reesii 1704 is the source of this 702-nucleotide messenger RNA. RefSeq lists its product as uncharacterized. Gene Ontology annotation, molecular function: structural constituent of ribosome. NCBI's taxonomy places the organism in Eukaryota, Fungi, Ascomycota, Eurotiomycetes, Onygenales, Onygenaceae. Gene Ontology annotation, biological process: translation; mitochondrial translational initiation. Gene Ontology annotation, cellular component: mitochondrial small ribosomal subunit; ribosome. The record is from RefSeq and is a predicted model, not a curated record. Bases 1 to 702 code for a protein of 233 amino acids. The transcript has a single exon.
AUGGAGGUCCGGCAUUGCGUCAAUGGCCUAAUCAAGGCGCACCGGAUACAGCGACAAUGUCUCUUUACCUCCCCAUAUCGCUCCAUCGCUCCCUCGUCAACACGAGCCGUCACCACCAGCGCACCCUCUAAAGCGCCAACCGGCGCCGCGGCCGCAUCUAAUUCCCGCUCCGACUCCAGUAAUUAUCGCUCUUUCACCCUCAACCCCAACCGCAGAUCCACGCCCGAAGCAAACAGGAGCCUUCCCGAAUUAAGUGAAGUCGACAGCAUCCUUCGUUCCAUAAAGACAAACACCGCUGCAAGACCCCAAGCAGCACCACGAGAACUCAGCAGCGGCGGUGACUUGUUUACCAGGGAGAUGUCGGGCAUGUUGAAUAUGUUCGACAAAAACUUUCAAGCUGGGGCGGACGGCGCCCGGAAGCCACGCAUGUCUUCGCAGGUAGAGCUGCGGUUGACUCCGUCGUUGGGUCGGACGGUGUCCGUGGAUCAUAUUCGUGGGUUUGAUGUCGCAAAGGCGUUUGUGCAUAUGGAGGCGCGAUGUUCGGCGAAUAAAGUCCGUCAGGAUGAGAAAGCGCAGAGAUUCCAUGUUCGGAGGGGUCAGAGGAGAAAGGAAUUGAGGAUGGAGCGGUGGAGAAAGACGUUCAAAUUUGCGUUCCAGCACACGGUUAACAGAUGCCUGGCAUUGACGAGGCAGGGCUGGUAA